Molecule: messenger RNA, 1333 nt
Organism: Magnolia sinica
Lineage: Eukaryota; Viridiplantae; Streptophyta; Magnoliopsida; Magnoliales; Magnoliaceae
Product: polyadenylate-binding protein-interacting protein 6-like
Exons: 3
Coding region: 220-789 (189 amino acids)
Molecular function (GO): ubiquitin binding
Source: RefSeq, a predicted model, not a curated record
GCUCUUUCACUUCCAAAACUGCCUUUUAACUUUCUUUCCCUUCUCUUUCAUUUUCUUCAUUUCCAAUACUCUCCUUCCUUCAAUCAGAUGAUCCCUUCUUCACCUCCAUUCCAAUUCUACCCUCAACUCAAAUACUAAAAUUCCUUCUAAGUCCAUCGUUUUCUCCUCUCUUUACAGUCCAAAGAUCUAAAAAAUUAAAGGGUAUUUUGGUCUGACUGAAUGAUGCAGUCGACUUCCAAGAGCGCUUCUGCGGACUCCUCUUUCUUUAUGAUAGAUGUCUCUUUGCUGCAAAUUGGUGCGAUGAAGUUGGGAAAGCCUCUGAAUCCAUAUGCGGCAUCAUUUGUACCACCCUCCAGACAAGGAACAGCUGAUGAGUAUAAAGUUGCUGCCAUCAAAAUAGCAUCGAGAGAUUGCAAGAAUGAGAACAAGACUACCCAACACAAACAAGUAGCUGACAGUGAGAAUAAGGCCACCAUAAUUACGUCUGGGGAUGAUUCCAAGAGCCACGAGGAGACUGCCCAUGCCCAGCUCACCAAUGUUGAAGAACCACCCAAUCCCAAGGAUUCCUCGCAGAAGGGCCCAAACAUUCACGGUUCUGAAAUUCCUCAUAAUCCAAGUGUUGGAGCUGAAAAGCAUACUCUGGUCGAAGAUUUUGAAAUGGAGCUGGCAUAUCUUGGGACUCAAUUUCCUGGUUUAUCCGAGCAGUCCCUGGCUGAUGUAUACUUUGCAAAUGAUGGUGAUUUGGAUGCCUCAAUUGAUAUGCUGAACCAACUCGAGGAAUACACAUAAACUGGCUUUCAAAAGGGGCAUCUAAGUUAAUCAAACGCUGAGGUAUCUAAGAUAAUCAACAUCGAUUGUAAAAAUCUCCUCAUAAAUUGAGACUGUUGAUUUGCAUCAAUUUUGGUCAUAGAGUUUUGCUGGCAUUGCUUACCCAUUAUGCCUCACCAUUUGGUAAUCCGGACCAAUGUUUUAAAUAUCGUUAUUGCAUAAUGUAUCUCACCCUUUGGAUACGGAUACAUAUCGGUUAUCGCAUGGGAUAUAUCGGUCAUAUCACAUAAUGUAUCGCUGUUGUUGGGAAACAUGGGAACAUUGGGAAAUUGGUCGAUUUUUUCAAUGAAACUUUAGGGAUUGUUGAAAAAGAUAUCAAUACACACUUACAUUACAAAAAAAAAAAAAAAGUGCACAUAAUAGGGGUUUCCUUUGUAUGGGGUCCUAAUAUAUGCGCUUUCCAAUUGAACUGAUGCAAGUAUAUUCAAAGUCUAUUCAUAUAAUUUAUAAACGUAAGAAGACAUGUAUGGAAACACAAGCAAUACAUUCAAAAGCAAAAGAAGAA